Diceros bicornis minor is the source of this 1649-nucleotide messenger RNA. It is a transcript of the gene C7H11orf52, whose product is annotated as chromosome 7 C11orf52 homolog. The record is from RefSeq and is a predicted model, not a curated record. The transcript is spliced from 3 exons. Gene Ontology annotation, cellular component: extracellular exosome. Bases 171 to 779 code for a protein of 202 amino acids. Lineage: Eukaryota; Metazoa; Chordata; Mammalia; Perissodactyla; Rhinocerotidae.
ACCUGGGAAUCCUUCCAGCAGGUGGCUUCCAAAGUCCAACCUGCUAGGUUGAAAUCUGACACUGACAGAGACUCCCUGGGAGCUGCUACUGAAAGCUAAACCGGGAACCAGGAAAUGCACAAGCCUUUUUAUGUACAAAAACAGCUGGGCUCCCUCUGAGACAGAGCACCAUGGGAAACCGGCUCUGCUGCGGGGGAAGCUGGAGCUGCCCAUCAACUUUCCAGAGGAAAAAGAAAAUGGGGAGCCAAGGAAGACGAACACUGAAGCAGCAUCAGCAGCAGAUUGGCACCAAGGUGAUGACAGGCCUCGGUCCCCUCCAGAGGGCUGCUCACACAUGGGAUCCCAGGACUCAGCUUGUUCAUCCUGGGACAGACACAUCUCAGUUAUCUGUAGAACUUGCUGAUUCUGCCCAUCCUCCUCUGCCCCCCAAAGGAGCAAAGCGAAGGGACCUCAGUGUAACUGACCCUGCAUUGGAGGUGAGGGGCAAAACCAAGCCAAGAACCUCCCUUAAUGCUCUCCCUUCCUCUCAGGGCCAUGACACAACAGGACAUACGUCCAAGCGGGUGUUAGGGCAGCCUGCAUCUCAGGAGAGGAGUCAAGGCCUCAGGUCGGAGGAGAGCAGCUUACAUUACGCAGACAUUCAAGUGUGCAGCCGUACCCAGCCACGUUCUGCCCGGGAGGUGAAGCAUCUGCAGUUAGAAAACGCUACAGAGUAUGCAACUCUUCGCUUCCCCCAGGCCACACCCCGCUAUGACAGCAAAAACGGGACCCUAGUGUGAGCCUUGGGGAGGAAGGAUCGGUUUCCAUCAUUUCACCACUACUCCUGGGGAGAAUCUCCUGCUUUGGGGAAUUGGCUGGUGGCCCACGGGACGGCGACCAUGUUUUAAGCUUAAAGACUCCAGAGCCCUUGGAAUUUUGAGUGUCCCUAGUCUUGCUCUCUCCCCUAUUCCUCUCUCUUAUUUGCCACCGUUAGCUUGAAGUUGUAUUUGGGUUAGCUAGGGGUGGAUGGAGUUCCACAAAAUGAGGGGGCUAGAUUGAGUGUACAGGAAAGGAGGUUUUUGAUCCCUACUUUUGUUCCUGCUCUCAAAAAAAGUGCAGAAAGAACAGAUUACCCCUUAAGCACUUAGCUAAUUUUGUUGGACUUAAUUUAACGGUAUCUCUUGUACACAACUUAAACUCCAAAGUUGAAGAAGAGAUGCUCUGGAAAAGCAUUCUGAGCUCUUGUACACAGCCUCCAGGGCUGGCGUGGGCAAUUUCCUCAGUGGGUGGGUCGGGGGUCCCAGACCUAAAGAGACAAAUGAGGGGAGGGGCUGAGGCAUGGAGGGAGAACGCUUGGACCGUCAGUUACAAGGACCUGAAGUCACUGAUACUGACAGCACCGCGUGGCCCAGAAACUCCCCUUGGCUGGACUGUUGGCUCUCGCACGUGCAGAGCCGCUAGGAUCAAUAAAUCGCGCAAGGAACACGCCUGGUGCGUUUUCUAGGGCGGGGGUUCUGCGUGCUCUGCGUAAAAUGAGGGGGCUAAGUUGAGGUGAGCUCAACCUAAGGGCGGUCCGGACGUCCAACCGCUUCGCCCGAGGCGGAGGGGGUGUGGUUUGGACGGACAGGAAGCGGUCUCCUAUCUGCCGUAAGCCGAGCUCUCUGGGCGGG